This is a messenger RNA of Haemonchus placei, 4830 nucleotides long. Lineage: Eukaryota; Metazoa; Nematoda; Chromadorea; Rhabditida; Trichostrongylidae. The record is from the annotation of a GenBank genome assembly.
AUGAUUCCGUUGAAAUCGAAAGUAAAGUCGAAAGGAUUAAUGAAAAGCGUUCCUUCCGGAGUACUGGCACCGAAAAGCUUAGCCACGAAGCCGGUGAAGCCUCUUCAGAAGUCAGUCUUCCCAUCAACUUCUUCAUCUUCUUCACUCGGCAGCGUUUCAACGGGACCAGGCUUACCUGUCGGUGCUCGCCCUCCGUUGGAUGAAUCAUGGCGGGAUUUUUGUGAAAUGACCACCAUCGACUUUUCAACCUACGCCACUUCUAUCCAGGAGUCUAUCGAACAGGGCAAGAUGAAUAAGUUGGCCCGAUUACUCACAGCAGCGUUUCGCACUUUUAUCGAUAAGAAAUCUGAUCAGAGCAAAUUCAACAUCGAGUACCAACUACUCACUAUCGCUGCUCUCACCAUCAAAGAGCACCAUGAGAAAAUACAGCAUGUUGCCUUGCAAAAGUGUUUGCUGAAUCUGAUGUGCCGCAUGAAGCCCAUGACAUCUGAAAGGCAAGGGUUGAUAUCUGCAAUAGUAGUCACCUUAGCAAGUGGUCAACCGGUUUGGGAUCCGUACUACGUGACGGCGUACCUCCACGACUCUCUUGGAGACCGCAAUUGGGUGUAUAAGCCAAACUCUUCAUUCAUAGCCUCACAAAUUGUGAAAGGCUUUGGCACCAUCUAUCCAACGAAGGAUAUGUUUACUGCUUGUAAUCUUGAAAUGGAUCUCGAUUUUAUACCGGAAGGUCUCGCUAUUUAUUGCAUGCAGCUUGCCAGCGAUCGUUUUCCAUCUGCAACAGCAAAAGAAGAAAUUUCCGCAAUAGCUCUCAACGCACUGGCGCCGUGGUGGGACAUGCGAGCGGAUAAUACUCCUGCUCUUUUCUUACGUGCAAUAGCGCCCCUUAUGGCUCUUCCAGAGGUAACCUCUGUGUUCACCGUUUCCCUGCGCGAAAUGUUGGUACGUAAAAACGACUGUAAUAUGCGUACAGCAAUUCGGUUGCUAUUGGAGAAUGAGUUCGGCCACGUUAUGUCAAGACACCCCCACAAUGUUUCUAUACUCAUCAGUAUGUUUGGAUUUGAUAGAACAAGAACAGCAGAAGUUCUCGGUGAGGAAAUUUCGGAGAUGAUCAUGGCCCGAGAGGAUUAUUGCAAACCGGUGCGUCUACUGCUCCGUGAAAUCAUACGAUUCUUCCAUCGCAACGAGUUCCCGUUCUACACUUUGGCUAACAGCUAUCUCUCAACCAUAGUGGAUGAGGUGGCUAAGAGUGAACACGGAAUCCAGGAUCACGUGUUUCGAUGCGCAUCAGAGUUGUUGAGUGCUGUUACGUUGAUGUCAAUCAGUGCGUCAGUACGUGAAGCCUUCAAUGCUCGUCGCACCGGUUCCAACUAUACUCCUGAUCUUGUCCUGGUUCACGAUCGCUUCGAAAACGCUCUGUCGGAAUGGUUACAAGGUGUUCGGCAUAUAUUUCCAUCUGCUCGUGAAUAUCUCCAAGCAUAUCAUAAACUUCUUUUUAUGGAGAGACCGGAAGUAUACUGCGCUCUGGAACAAGGUCCAACGGAGGCGGAGUAUAUGACGUGCUUCAAAGUGAUUUGUGAAUGUCGACUGAAGGAAAGUAUUUUGAAAAUGAUUCUCGGCGAACACAUAACAAUGUUAGAUAAUCAAGAGGCUAUACGCCUAAUUGAAGGCUUGACCAAGCGAGCUGUAGAAAAUCGCGUAGCAGCAGAUGCUCAUCUUCCUCUGAUAGCUCUAUCUAAUCCGGUGCAGUUGAUUGACAGACUCUUCCAGCUCAGUGGAUAUCGCUGUCAACCUGGAGUGACUAUGCCGUCAUUCCGCUUUCCAUUGGAAUUUGAAGGAAAAACACCUGAGGAAUGGGAAGCAGUGGAAGCGGAAACCACCGAAAAGGAGAAAGAGGCCAUCUUGGCAAUGGAAUCCUUCCUUUCGAAGUGUAGUAUGGAGGAAGAAAGCUCGAAAUUGAUAGGAACGAUCUGUUUCAAUCAGCCACGAGGCAUGCCGCGGCGACCCCCUGAACCAGUGAUACGGAAAUUAGAAGUGCUAGCAAUAGACUGUUCCAUGGCAUCGAGACUAUGUGAGUGCAGACAACCUGAUAUGGUUGACCAACUUAUUCGAAAUGUUGGCCCAUCGAAGGCGAUGCCUGCUAUUCAAGAGUUAUUUGCUACCAAUUCAUCUGCCAUAGAAGCUAUGCCAGCAUCAACUCUAUGUCAGUAUCUUCAUUACGAUCUGCAACGGCGAAAGGUAGCUAAAGUCGACGAAAGUAGCGCGCUUCAUAUGAUAGUUGGUAGAGUCCGGUCUGCUUUCGCUGACGCCUCUGUGCAAGAUGACUGUGUGAAUGCAGUUCUGUUUCUUCUCGAUAAGCGUACAGCUUUCAAUGUCCGCGAACGCCUCGGUGCUAAACUCGUUCUGACCAUUCUAUUUACGGAUCCGAAUGAGUCGAUGGAUCUGGAUCAAGUUACUGAAGGUGUUUGGAUGCGCGGUCUACAAAACUCCGCUUUUUAUUCAAGAAUCGCGUCAUCUAUGGUGACACAGCUCGCUCGUGCGGCGCUGGACUCUGAUGGUACACAGCUGGAUCUCCUCUUGUCAACAAUACAAUCACAAAUGGACAAGGAGAACAUGCAUCAGUUGUCAAUUCUUCUCGCUGUUCUGGUGGAAAACUUCGGCAAGGCUUCUCCUGCAAAAGCUCAGCCUUUGCUUGAUGUGUUCUUGCGUUAUGUUGAAUUAUGUGCUGGAGCUCCCGAAAUGUGGCCGGCAGAUUCCGCAUUCCCGCCUGGGCGCAAAGUGGUAAAGUACAUCGUGGAACUGGCUGGUCAAAAAAUGUUCAUGACCGCAGACGCAGUAGAAGCGAUACUGCGCCUCUUGUGCUACACUUCAGGCCUACAAGGAAUCGCCUAUCGAAAACUCGCUGAGGUUUGGCUGCCUGAAAACAGUCCAAUGCCAAAGGUGACGUGUGACGGCAAGCCAGUGGAUUUGCUGACGUCCAAACUGAGAGCAUUCAUGUUGCAAUUUGAUUACGAAAAUAUUGUGCAGAUCGCGAUGCAGGACUUGGAUCCAACUUUGGCCCUGAAAGUGGCGUGUGAGAUGAGUGCAAUGAGACCUGCGCAUGCUUCACAUCUUUUGAAAAUCGCUUGCGAGACGCGUCCACUGACGAAGUCGGAUGUCAUGUCGUUGGAUAAGACGGCGAGGGUCAUGCUGAACAUUCACAGCAUUAAUGGCAUCGAGUACGCCCAACAAGUGCUUACACUUCUUGACGAGAUUCAAAAGUCCGGUGAAGAGAAGAUGGAAGUCAGUCCAUUCCAUAGUAUCACACCGCGAAAAGCUACAGAGAUCAUCGAGCCUCCGCCUGCAAAGCCAAUGUCGCGUCAGGAAAUGGUCCAGCAUUUGAAAGCAGCCACUAUACCAAAUGCGCCCUUCGUCCUCAGCUGGAAUAUCUGGCGUGAUACGCAACGAGCUGAGGAUGUCGCUAUGGCAGUCGUGGAACAUCUUGAAGGAAAUCUAAAGUUCUUCCUUGGCGACCGUGAAGCAUUUAACUUGAUUUUUGCUGUACUAGGACCAUGCGCGAAAAAGUUCCCAUCUGUAAAGCGGCGUUUGUCGACCUUCUCAGCAAAAGUGCUAAAGAGCGCUGCUACUUCGCCCGCUAUCGAGGGACACCUUCGUCAAUACGUACCGAAUGCUCCAGCACCAGCUAACCAAAAGAAAAAGGAGCUCACCGAAGAAGAGAUGCUGGAAGUGCUCCAUACAAAAGUAAUUCCAGCUGGUUACAGCCGAGCACUGCUUUUGAAUAAAUUCCUGCAACAUCGGGUGGAGAUUUUCAAAAGGAACGCAGAUCCUGCGGAGUUCGAUGCACAGAUGAUGGCCAUAUUCGGUGAUUCUGGCAUAGAAGAGCUGGUUGCACAAAUGCCUCUCCGAAGUCCGUUGAAGACUAUCGAGACAGUUUUUCUCAGACUACUUUCGACAUUCAAUACGAAGUAUAAUCCAAAGAUAGUCUGUUCAUUCUUCAUGAUUAACGCUAUUCGUGAGUUUUGUCGUGAAUGGACUGCUCAGCAAUGGGCAUGUCUUGCCCAGUACGUCGUCGAAAUGGUAAUGGGAGAUCCACAACAGAUGAAGGCUGCUGUGAACCUUAUUGAUCGAUUGGUUGAUCUCACAAACGUAGAAGUUGUGGUACCGAUAGCCGAAGUCAUUGUGACGUUGGCCAGAUCAGAUCUCCCUAUUGAGAAAAGGAAGCACGCUCAGGCUCUGCUAGACGAUAUACAACUGAAAUAUCCGUGUCAGUUUCUUGAUUUCAAUUACUUGAUUAAGAUAGGUCUGUUUGUGGAUCCACUAGCCAAUCAAGCUAGUAUCCAAGGAUUUCGAUGGCGUCAACGAGAUACAGACGGUCUGGUGACAACGUUAGUGGCACAGGCAGUGGAUCCGAACCAGUCAGACUCCUUCGGUGUUUACGGUCUGGUGACAACGUUAGUGGCACAGGCAGUGGAUCCGAACCAGUCAGACUCCUUCGGUGCUGUGCGAACUCUAACGCAGUUGGUGGAGACUUAUCCAAAAGUAAUGAUUAGGAAUUUUGGUACGAUGGCGCAACAGAUUCCGCUGCUUACAAGGAUGCCGUCUGCUUUACGUAAGGAAAUGCUGCCUUUCGUCGCUUUCGUUCUUGAUGCUACUCAGAGACUCUUGCCGUCGAUGCGUGAGGCAUCCUAUCGCUAUGUGCUUGGAGAUGCUGUUCACGCGUUUCUUUCUUUCUACGAGACGAUUUCCAAUUCUGAAGCAGCCGCUUACUUCGGUGAGAAACUGUUAUCAUGUUGUAUGAGGUUCUUCAGUUCUCAUACUGAAACGGUAAAAUGA